Panicum hallii is the source of this 2152-nucleotide messenger RNA. RefSeq names its product transcription factor TGAL4-like. Gene Ontology annotation, molecular function: DNA-binding transcription factor activity; sequence-specific DNA binding. The record is from RefSeq and is a predicted model, not a curated record. Gene Ontology annotation, biological process: regulation of DNA-templated transcription; DNA-templated transcription. The transcript has 13 exons. Bases 270 to 1703 code for a protein of 477 amino acids. Lineage: Eukaryota; Viridiplantae; Streptophyta; Magnoliopsida; Poales; Poaceae.
CGGCACACCUAUAGAAGCUGAAACUAUUACACAGUGUCAUAUUAAACAAGAAGCUGCGUGUGAGCAAGAGCAACUCAGAGCAGAAACGGUCAAGAGUGCCUGCCCUGCCCUCUCCAACUCCUCUCCAAGGCUUCCAAAUUAUUUCGGUGUCUCCUGGGAUCUUGCUUGCUUGUUGUAGAUCUCUCAAUCCUGGUUGCUAGCUAAUCUACAAGAACCAGAAGGAUUUGAGGCUGCGGGCACGGAUAUAUCACACAGGAGUUCCUCACAGCAUGGGAGAGACUAGUAGUUCUAGUCAUUCAAGGCAGGAUCCUUGUGCUCUUGGCUAUGGCUUCCAUGGUGCCAUCGCCAACUCUACUCCAAAUUUCUUUGACCAAGAAGGAGCUACCUAUUUUGGAGAGCUGGAAGAGGCUUUCAUGCACCAGGUUGCCUCACUCAGAAGAACUCAAGCUGCAACCACCUCCACAGCUCAUCAUGGAGACGCCACGCCCUUUUCCACUGCUAUAGCUGCAACGGCUACAGCUAGGCCACCUCCUACAUUGGACAUCUUCCCAGCUUGGCCUAUGAGGUCUCUUCACACACCCAAGAAGGGCUCAAAUUUGACGGCAGACAGCACAGAAGACUCGGAGAGCAGCAGCAAGAACAACAGCAACCACUCCUCAGACCAGCACGGAGCAACAGAAAACAUGGCAAGCCAGUUCGAUCAAGGUUCACAGCAGCUGCAGGAGAUUCAGCAAAAGAACAUGGCUACAAGUUCCACUACAAAGUCUGGCAAGACUCUUGAUCCAAAGACAAUCAGAAGGUUGGCUCAGAAUCGCGAAGCUGCACGCAAAAGCCGGCUGCGAAAGAAGGCUUAUAUUCAGCAGCUUGAAAGUAGCAAGCUGAAGCUUGCUCAGAUGGAACAGGACAUGCAGCGAGCCCGUUCCCAGGGCCUCUUUCUUGGUGGAACUCCAGGUGCAAACACCAGCUCAGGCGCCGCAAUGUUCGACGUGGAGUAUGCCCGGUGGCUGGACGACCACGGCCGGCGCAUGGCCGAGCUUCACGGAGCUCUGCACGCUCACUUGCCGGAUAGUGACCUUAGAGCCAUCGUGGAUGACGCCCUGACCCACCACGACGAGCUGUUCCAGAUCAAGGCCGUGGCAGCCAAGUCCGACGUGUUCCACCUCAUCACCGGGGUGUGGACGACCCCUGCCGAGCGAUGCUUCCUCUGGAUGGGUGGAUUCAGGCCCUCCGAUCUGCUCAAGACACUGCUGCCCCAGCUAGAUCCCCUGACAGAACAGCAACUGGUAGGCAUCUGCAACCUUCAACAGUCAUCACAGCAGGCAGAGGAAGCUCUCUCCCAGGGCCUGGAGCAGCUGCAUCAGUCUCUGGCUGAUACCAUGGCCGGUGGAUCUCUGAUUGACGACGCCAACAUGAGCAUCAUGGGUCAAAUGGCCCUUGCCCUUGGCAAGCUGUCCAACCUUGAAGGUUUCGUGAUACAGGCUGAUAACUUGAGGCAACAGACUCUUCAUCAGAUGCACAGGAUUCUCACAGUUCGACAGGCAGCUCGAUGGUUCUUGGCCAUUGGAGAAUACCACAACCGCCUUCGUGCCUUAAGCUCCCUCUGGGCUUCUCGGCCUCGAGAGAUGCUAGUGACAGAUGAAGGAAACUGUGGAGAGAUAAGCAUUGCAGCCCAACCAUCCCAAAGUCAAUUUUCAGCCUUCUGAAUCACACAUGUAGUGGAACUAACCUUCAACUUAGGAGCAAGAGAAAAAUGACUUGGAAGAGAAGUUUGGGAUGUGCAAUAUCUGAGAAUCACAGAAGAGACCUGGGAAAUGAAGGAAGCUUCCGGAAAUAGAGUAUUUCUGGAAUUGUUUUUUGGGAAACAGUAACAGUGUUUCUAAGAAGGUGUGGAACUUGUACAAACAAUUUCCAGGAGGUGAAAUUGUUCAGUUCACUGUGGAGUGAGAAGGAGAGGAAAAAAGAACAACUAGAAUCUGUUAUCCAGUAAUGUGCAUUCUUUUGGUUCUGUCCAGUCUAAAUUCUCAAACAGGCUCUUUGUAGUUAAUGAAAAAAAAAUAUUCAGCAAUUCUACUGAUGAUUACUGGUUUGAGCAUUACUGCACAACCAGCACCAGACUAUGUUGAAUUGGAUGGUUGAGCUAACUGGUAACGUA